UGUUAGUUUCACACAAAGAUGUAUUGUUUUAAGAAUAAUUAUCUAAUGAUUAUAAAGUGUUACUAAAAUUUGAGUCCGGAAAAAAUCCUCCCAAGCAGCAGGUCAUUUGACCGAGGGAGUAGAAGUAAACCAAUGUUCCUGAGGGAGCAUAGAAUAUCCAAAAACCAUAGAACCCUCGUGCCUCUCUCUUUCUCUUUGGAGUCGUGCCUCUUUCUCUUUCUGUGGAGUGGAGCACGAGACCGAGAAUCAAAAAGUCUAGAAUUCACAUUUCUCUUGCUCUCUCUAAGAAGCUCUAGGUAAGCUUAUGUCUCGAAUCUCCAUCUUCGAAUGCGAAUUUUGCUUACAUGUUUCCACUUUCAAAUUGAUAUCUAAGAUUUCAGUCCAUUCAAAUUGAUUUCUAGGGUUUCCCAUCACCUGAAAACCUUCACUUUCAUCUCUCUUUUCGCUUUCAACUUCUUUUCUGAUUAUUCAAAUUCUUCGGUCCAAAAUUGAAACUUUCCAAUUUUAUGUGUUUCCAUUUGAAUCCCACACUUUUUUAAUUGGAUUCUAGGGUUUUUUGUUGUGUCUUUUUGUCUGCUCAUCUCGAGUGAGAUUGGAAACUCUUCUCAAUAACAGACUUUGGCAGUAAAUUUUCAGAGCUGAAUUCAACUUUUACACUGAAAUUUUCCAAUUUAAUUUCCUGAAAAUCGAUAACUUCCAUGAUCUUCUGAUCGAUUGGUUCCGAAUCCAUAUCCAUGGCGCCUGCUUUCACCUAUCGUUUUGCUUCUAGGCUUCUUCGAACCUCCGUUUCUCGUUUCUUAACCCCCCGAACUACUCGAAUUCCUCCAUCAGUUACUUCUGUAGGUUUAGGGUUUCAAUCUCGCCAAACUCCAUUGGAGCCGUUCUCUACACCUGGUCUCCGAUACCUGGCAACCCUAAGACGGCAGCCCUCUCGUCCUCGCAAGGUAGACAUUGGAGCUAGGGCACGACGGUUACAGAACCGAAGGCUAUGGACCUAUGCCCUGACUUUCAGUGGAGUCGCAGCUUUCAUAGUCAUUGUCAUUUACAAUUUUGAAGACCAAAUGGUCUUUUAUGUUACCCCAAGUGAUGCGCUGGAAAAAUUCUCGGCUAACCCGUCAAAAACCAAGUUUCGAUUGGGUGGUCUCGUUCUUGAAGGGAGUGUAGUUCACCCCCCUUCUUCUUCUGAAAUGGAGUUUGUGAUCACUGAUUUGAUCACUGAUAUUCUGGUUAAGUAUGAGGGCCCAUUGCCUGAUCUCUUUAGAGAGGGGCAUUCAGCUGUCGUUGAGGGGCAUAUUCGUCCUUUUACACCUGAGGAUAAGCAGGUGGAAUUGUCUGGUAGGGCUCGUGUUUCAGAGAAGGCAAGAACGGGAGAUUAUUAUUUUGCUGGAACAGAGGUGCUCGCAAAGCAUGAUGAAAAGUAUAUGCCUAAAGAGGUGGCAGCUGCUUUAGAGAGGAAUAAGGCUAAAUUGGAGGAAGCUCAUUCGGCUCAAUUGACUCAACAGCAGGUGGCAAGGACAAAUUGAUAUGGCUAUUUUUUAUGUUGAUUUAGUCAAAUUUUGGAUCAUUUGGAUGUUUCAAUUUUGUCAACUUUGGGUUUUUUUGUUCCUUUAGGUUUGAUAAUAUUGUGGGGUUUUUUUCAAGAAGAAACAAAUGAAAAUGUGGGUUUCUUUUGUCAUAUUCAUAAUCUCAAUUUUGGGGGGCUUAGGUUAUAACUGAGGCUUUUGGUGUUGGGACUUGGAUUGCCUGUGCCGUGACAAAGUGGAGAUGCUUAUACAUUUCCUGAGGGAGCAUUGUUCUCCAUGUUUAUUUACAUUCUUUGUUGUAAUGGGACUGUUUUUAUUGUCUUUCUAUUGUAUUGGAUAUUCACCUACUUAUUGGAAUAAAGCAGUUUAAAACUGUGGAGAGUUUAUUGGCUGA
Amborella trichopoda is the source of this 1917-nucleotide messenger RNA. RefSeq names its product transmembrane protein G1P-related 1 (gene G1). Lineage: Eukaryota; Viridiplantae; Streptophyta; Magnoliopsida; Amborellales; Amborellaceae. The record is from RefSeq and is a predicted model, not a curated record. Gene Ontology annotation, cellular component: plasma membrane. Gene Ontology annotation, molecular function: heme binding. Gene Ontology annotation, biological process: cytochrome complex assembly; protein-heme linkage.